Messenger RNA from Pogona vitticeps (central bearded dragon), 1708 nucleotides. Lineage: Eukaryota; Metazoa; Chordata; Lepidosauria; Squamata; Agamidae. The record is from RefSeq and is a predicted model, not a curated record.
AUUCUCUGCCCGCUUUCAGGUGACAUGUCAGAAAAGAUUCUUGUGACGGGUGGCGCCGGCUACAUAGGGAGCCACUGUGUGUUGGAGCUGGUGGAGGCUGGCUACACCCCUGUGGUCAUCGAUAACUUCCACAAUGCCAUCCGAGGGGGCAACGCGUUGCCCGAGAGCGUUCGGAGGGUGCAGGAGAUUGUGGGCAAGGAGAUCCCUUUCCAGGAGUUGGAUGUUCUCGACCAGGCAGGCCUCCAGGACCUUUUCCAGAAGCACCGAUUCUCAGCGGUGAUACAUUUUGCGGGUCUCAAAGCCGUCGGAGAGUCCGUCCAGAUCCCGCUGGAAUACUACAAGGUCAACUUGACGGGGACCAUACGGCUCUUGGAGACCAUGAAAGCCCACGGAGUGAAGAACAUUGUGUUCAGCAGUUCGGCCACCGUCUACGGAGACCCGGCCUACCUCCCCCUGGACGAGAAGCACCCGGUCGGCGGCUGCACCAACCCCUACGGCAAGUCUAAGUAUUUCAUAGAAGAGAUGAUCAAGGACCUGUGCAAGGCGGAACCGGACUGGAACGCCAUCCUCUUGCGGUAUUUCAACCCCAUCGGAGCACACAAGUCAGGGAAGAUCGGGGAAGACCCCCAAGGCAUCCCGAACAACUUAAUGCCCUAUGUGGCCCAGGUGGCCGUGGGGCGCAGAGAAUACCUGAACGUAUUUGGGAAUGACUAUAACACUGUGGAUGGGACAGGCGUCCGGGAUUACAUCCACGUGGUGGAUCUUGCCAAGGGGCAUCUUGCGGCUUUGAAAAAGCUCAAGGAGAACUGCGGCUGUAAGAUCUACAAUCUUGGAACCGGCACCGGCUACUCCGUCCUGCAGAUGGUGAAAGCCAUGGAGAAGGCCUCGGGAAGAGAGAUCAAGUACAAGAUCGUUGCUCGCCGAGAGGGGGAUGUGGCCGCCUGCUACGCAAACCCUGGCCUGGCUGAACAGGAGCUGGGCUGGAAAGCGGUCUUUGGCCUGGACCAAAUGUGUGAGGAUUUGUGGAGAUGGCAGUCCCAGAACCCCACGGGCUUCAGCAAGAACUAGCAUCUGGACCUUGGCGCCCCUUCCCAUCACAACGUAGGCACUGUUGCUACACUGGUACACUUCCAAAGGACUGGUUAGCUUCUCACUCAGGAAAGAUGGUGGCUCCCGCUUGUGUUUUCUCAUCCUUUCUCCAUCUCCCCCAUUUGCCCUCUGGCUAUUAUUCUGCUCCUUCUGCCUCCCUUCAGUGCCAGCCCGGCUGAUCCAGAUCAGGGAGCAAGGAACUCAUGCCUUCUGCGUCCCCAAAAAGUGACUUAAGGGCUACCAGAGACUGUAUCACUGCGCAACAUACUUCUCAUCUCUCCAGGGACCAUUUUUGUGCCUCUCUCUCUGCCCCCCCCUUUUUUUCAGACCCCAGCUGCUAGCUCUUUACCAUUCGAGGCUCAGAGGAGAUGGAAGAUGCUGACAGGGAAGGAGAUCGGGGUAUUAAUGUGGCUUAAAACCUGCCCCUGAGGUCUUUAAUCUUGAUCAUUCCAUGGCUUCCUGUUUCUAAAUUAUAAAACUCUUGUUUUUUUAAAAAAUAAUGCUUAUUCAAUGGACAUCUGUUUCGGUUGUGCAGGCUGGUGAGACUGAACAUUUGUGAACAGGACCAGCAAAAAAAUAAAUAAAAACACAACUAGGAUUCUGCAGUAGAGAAAGUUGA